AUGGCAUCGACCGACGCUCUCGAGCUGAAGGUGGCAUCGCUAGAGGCCAGGCUCAAGGCACGUGAGCUCGAAGCCACGGUGGCGUCGCUCGAGAAGAGACUAGCGGGUCCGAGCGGCGAAAACAAACAGGAGACGAAAGACCGGGCUCAUAAGGCGAUGCGGGAGGCAGUCAGGGCAUUCGACCACCAACUUCGAAUAUUUGGCACCUUUGGGGCCGUCCUUCAGAUCUCUGCGCUACUGCUGUCCCUCGCCAUUGCGCUCUCCUCUGCUCUCCUCGACGAAUCUAGCGCUCGCGUGUCUGCCACGGUCCUCGCCGCUGUCUCCUCUUUUUUGCUGGGAGUCGACGUGACGUGUGGUAUCUCAAAGCAAGCCGCCUACGCCGACAAGAGCUCCCGCACGCUCUCAUCCAUCCUCAAGAAGUGCGAGGGCGGCACGCUCGACGCGACUGUCGUGCAAACGGAGCUCGAUCAUGCGCUGCUGCAGCCGGAGCCUUCGCUGCUAGCGAGAGCAUGCGGCUGCUGCAGCGUCAGUAAUAGUCGGGUGGCCGCUCGCGACCUUCCACGCUGA
Molecule: messenger RNA, 567 nt
Organism: Emiliania huxleyi CCMP1516
Lineage: Eukaryota; Haptophyta; Isochrysidales; Noelaerhabdaceae
Exons: 1
Coding region: 1-567 (188 amino acids)
Source: RefSeq, a predicted model, not a curated record